Poeciliopsis prolifica (blackstripe livebearer) is the source of this 3005-nucleotide messenger RNA. RefSeq names its product tripartite motif-containing protein 16-like. Lineage: Eukaryota; Metazoa; Chordata; Actinopteri; Cyprinodontiformes; Poeciliidae. Gene Ontology annotation, molecular function: protein binding; zinc ion binding. The record is from RefSeq and is a predicted model, not a curated record. The transcript has a single exon. Bases 795 to 2483 code for a protein of 562 amino acids.
GAAGAGUGGUACCACCCCAAAAACCCCAAAAGAAAAUAAAGUCCAGAUCUCACCGGGAGCGUCCCUUUUCCCCCCCGGUGGUUUCCUCCAUGGACUGUCGUCGUCCUUCUGCACCGGGCGGCGUUCCCUCGGUGCACCCUCCGGUCCAGGCUUCCGGGCCCGAUCUGUGGCGCUGGGACGAACCUUAAUCGAUGUUUUAUCUUUUUGUUACUUUUCUUUGGUUUAAACAGACACUAAGGAUAAGGCCAAAACUCCCGCUGCACAGAUCGACACAUGAGCGUCUUUCUUACAGAUUGCGCCGCGCCUUCUGGCGCACACGCCCCCUUUUUAUCUCUAAUUCCCACACACCUGGCCCCAAACAUGAUUUACCCAACAUCAGUUUAACAGUGGAACUUCGACAUUUUUUUCUUAUGUUUUUAUUUAUAAUGAAAUCCACAACUGUUCCACUAGACAGCUUGGCAUUUUUAACAUUUAUUAUAUUUGCUGAGAAAAACAAAACAUAGUGGUUAUGUUACAACAGCAAUGAUAGCCCCGGCGUUAGCACUAGCAUGUUGGAAAAGCAGACGUCCCUGCUGUCAGUGUUUCUGCUGACACAUGCACAGGUCUAUGCAUGUUUGGCCUCCUCUUCCUGGAAUCAAGCACAUUUUGAAGAAGGGUGGAGGCAGCAGCUACUGAAGAAAAAAACGCUGAUUGGCUGCAGCUUCCCUGCACUGACACGUGAUUGGUGAAUCAGAGCUCAAACUAGUUUCUGUUCUCAGGAAAUUAAACUAACAGUCACUGUGGCAGAAAGGAGAAUGGCGCAGCAGGGAGUUCAUGUGGACCGAGAAACUUUCUCCUGUUUCAUCUGUCUGGAUCUACUGAAGGAUCCGGUGACGAUUCCCUGUGGACACAGCUACUGCAUGAACUGUAUUAAAAGCUUCUGGGAUGGAGAGGAUCAAAAAAGAAUCCACAGCUGCCCUCAGUGCAGGAAAACCUUCAAACCGCGGCCGAUCCAGGAGAAGAGCACCGUCCUAGCAGCUUUAGUGGAGCAGCUGAAGAAAACUGGACUCCAAGCUGCUCCUGCUGACCACCGCUAUGCUGGACCUGAAGAUGUGGCCUGUGAUAUCUGCCCUGGGGGGGAGGUGAAAGCCAUCGAGUCCUGUUUGUUCUGCCUCAUGUCUUUCUGUGAGAAACACCUUCAGCCUCAUUAUGAUUCAAAUACUUUAAAGGAACACAAGCUGGUGGAGCCAAACAAGAACCUCCAGAAGAACGUCUGCUCUCGUCAUAAUCAGUUGUUGGAGAUUUUCUGCCGUACUGAUCAGAAGUUUAUCUGUUAUCUCUGCUCUGUGGAUGAACAUAAGGGUCAUGACACAGUGUCAGCUGCAGCAGAAAGGACUGAGAGGCAAAGAGAGCUGGAGGAGAGACGAGGAAACAUCCAGCAGAGAAUCCAGGACAGAGAGAAAGAUGUGAAGCUGCUUCAACAGGAGGUGGAGGCCAUCAAUCACUCUGCUGAUAAAACAGUGGAGGACAGUAAGGAGAUCUUCACUGAGUUGAUCCGUCUCCUCAGGAAAAGAAGCUCUGAGGUGAAGCAGCAGAUCAGAUCCCAGCAGGAAACUGAAGUGAUUCGGGUCAAAGAUGUUGAGAAGAAGCUGCAGCAGGAGAUCACUGAGCUGAAGAGGAAAGACGCUGAGCUGGAGCAGCUCUCACACACAGAGGAUCACAACCAGUUUCUCCUCAACUACCCCUCACUGCCAGCACUCAGUGAGUCCACACUCUCAUCCAGCAUCAGCAUCCGUCCUCUGAGACACUUUGAGGACGUGGCAGCAGCUGUGUCACACCUCAGAGACAUAAUGAUGGACAUCCUGAGAGACUCAUGGACAAACAUCUCACUGAUGGACACAGAAGAUGAUUUAAUAACAGAACCAGAACCAAUAACCAGAGAUGGAUUCUUAAAAUAUUCAUAUGAAAUCACUCUGGAUCCAAAUACAGCAAACACACAGCUGGGGCUCUCAGAGGGGAACAGGAAGACGACACUGAUGGACCAACUUCAGUCUCUUUCUAGUCACCCUGACAGAUUCACUGAUGAGCCUCAGGUUCUGAGCAGCCAGCGUCUGACUGGACGGCGUUACUGGGAGGUGGACUGGAGCGGGAAACUGGUUCGUGUUGCAGUCGCUUACAAGAGUACCAGCAGAGCAGGAAGGUGGAAUAAAUCUUUAUUUGGAAGUAACAACAAAUCCUGGGCAUUAAUUUGUUCCCAAAAAGGUUUUCAGUUUUCUCACAAUGACAUCUGGGAAUCCAUCUCAGGUCCGGUUUCCUCCAGAGUGGGAGUGGACCUGGACCACAAAGCAGGUACCCUGUCCUUCUACAGAGUCUCUGAAUCCAUGACUCUGAUCCACAGAGUCCAGACCAGAUUCACUGAGCCGCUGCAUGCUGGGGUUUAUGUAGGGGAGGUUUGGGAUUCUGCACAGUUCUGUAAACCCAGAUCGAUUUCCUCUCCUCUCUGAUUAUUGAUCAGGGUUCAUUGAUCUGAUGCUUCAGCUCUGCUGUUCAGAUUUUUUCUGUUUAAAUGCAUUUCUCUCUGUUUUCUUUCAUUCUUUAAUGACUCUAAAACAAAAUGUAAACUUCUUUAUCUCUGAUAUUUUGAUGUAUUUAGAUGUUCUGGUUUCUCUUCCACUGUUCUGCAGAACAAAUAUUGUUCUUGUUUAAAUCAGUUGAGAUUGUAAUGAACUGAACUUGCUUCUGUUUUCCUCACUAUAAUAAAAGAAACUGGAAUCAACAUCAAACUAUGAAGUGAUGCUGUUUUUCCAUGUAGAAAAACUGUUGUGUGUUUUUGCCUUCAGUAAAACAUCUUGAUGACUCAGAAAUGCUGACGGUUUUCUCUUCAUUGUGAUUUGCACUGACAUGUCCACACAGUCUGCAGGCGCUGAUUCAACACUCAUCACUUCUCAAGGUUUCAAUAGAGAACAAAAUGUGAUCUGGCGACUAAUCUACAAGAUUUGAUAAUAUUUCAGAAACAGUUAUUUUAG